AUGGCCGUCGCGACUGGCACGCCUUCAACGGUAACUCCUGUCGUAGUGCCUAGUCCUACACCUAAUACUGGAAGUAUUCCAGUUCCUAUAAAUAAGGAACAGGUCAGGCUGCUACUUCUGAGAUGGAAUGCCUUGAAGAGAAAGGGAGCACGCGAGGACUCUAACCCUGAAUUAGCAGAGAUCACUCGUGUUCUCAAAGAUAUUUCAAAUGCUCAGAAGCUAUAUAAAGUUCGAGAAGACAAGAUUCAGAGCUUACGAAAAGAUUCUCGGAUCGAGGAACUCAAACCUUCAACUUCGACUUCAACUGGUGAUGUUACUGGUGACAACGCGAGUCAAUCAUCUAACAAAUUAGAUGUUCUUCGUGCUCAGAUCAAAGCGUUCCAGAUUUUAUCCCGUAACUUGGACGUGCCAGCUGCAUUGCAAAGUGUCUUGGUAAACUCGGUGACUGAUGACUUGAAUGAUAGAGUACAACAACAAGUCAAGGAAGAAGAAGAGCAACAAAAGGCAGAGAAACAAGAACAAGAUCCUCGUUCGUCUCAUUCUAGAUUCCAAAAGUCAUAUGAUCGAUUAUUUAAACAGUAUGAAAAACGACUUCGUUCUGUGGGCGGCAAGGCAGAAGUGGUUAUUCGUAACCGACUUUCAUGUCGAGUAGCCGAACUCGAGCAUUUACCAGGUAACUUAGGUACUAUCGACACCAAAUCUAUUGACUACACACCAGACGAUGAGAUUAGUGCUAGCGAAGACAUACUCAAACUCAAAGCGGUUAUCGAACUCAAGGGUUUACGGCUAUUGACCAAACAAAAGAGUCUGCGUCAGCAUAUAGUGUAUAGUAUUGGUGCCAAAACAGAUCCACUAGCGGAGAGUAUGAUGAGUAGGUCUCUUAAUAGACGAAUCAAGGUGCAUACUGCUCAGGAGAUGAGACUCACAGAACAGCUGGAAUUACAACAGAGAAUGGAACGGGAGCGUAAACAACGAGAAACACAACUGUUAUAUGUUUCUGGUGUAUGUAGCCAUUCCAAUGAGGUGGCUAACUCACAGCAACAACGACAAUUCCGCAACUUUACUCUGUCUAAAUCGAUAAGUCAAAUGCAUAGUCUGAUUGAGAGAGAGGAAUCCAAGAGAUCAGAAAGAACUGCGAAACAACGUUUGCAAGCACUUAGAUCCAAUGAUGAAGAUGCAUAUCUUAAAUUGCUGGAUCAGACCAAGGACACUCGUAUUACGCAUUUGUUGAAGCAGACCAAUUCGUUCUUAGACUCAUUAGCACAAGCUGUUAAAGUUCAGCAACAGCAGGCUGGCGUGCCAAUGGCAUCUCAAGCAGAUGAUGACUCUGAAGGGAAUGAUAAAAUCGACUAUUACGAGGUUGCUCAUCGUAUCAAGGAGCAAGUUUCCAAGCAGCCAAGUAUUUUGGUUGGUGGUACGCUGAAAGAGUAUCAGAUCAAGGGCUUACAAUGGAUGGUUUCUCUUUAUAACAACAACUUGAAUGGUAUCUUAGCCGAUGAAAUGGGUCUUGGUAAGACUAUCCAAUCUAUCUCACUGAUUACGUACUUGAUUGAAGUCAAGAAACAGCCUGGUCCGUAUCUCGUUAUUGUGCCUCUUUCAACCUUGACCAACUGGACCUUGGAGUUUGAGAAGUGGGCUCCUGCUGUUAAAAAGGUAGUGUACAAGGGACCACCCAAUGCUAGGAAGGCCCAGCAAGGAAUUAUUAGAAUGGGUGAUUUCCAGGUCUUGUUGACGACAUAUGAGUACAUUAUUAAGGACCGUCCAAUUCUUUCGAAGAUCAAGUGGACCCAUAUGAUUAUCGAUGAAGGUCAUCGUAUGAAAAACACCAACUCUAAGCUUAGUUCAACUCUUACCCAGUACUACAGUUCUAGACACCGUCUUAUUCUUACCGGUACACCUCUUCAGAACAAUCUUCCUGAGUUGUGGGCUCUGUUGAACUUUGUCUUGCCAAAGAUUUUCAACUCUGUGAAAACAUUCGACGAAUGGUUCAAUACACCAUUUGCUAAUACCGGUGGUCAAGAUAAGAUGGAGCUGACUGAAGAAGAGACUCUACUUAUUAUCAGACGUUUGCACAAGGUGUUAAGACCGUUCUUACUGAGAAGAUUAAAGAAAGAUGUCGAAAAGGAUCUACCAGACAAGGUUGAAAAGGUCAUCAAAUGUAAAAUGUCAGCUAUCCAAGCCAAACUGUAUGAACAAAUGCUCAAGCACAACAUUUUGUUCAUCGGUGACGGUGGCAAGUCAAAGAUGUCAGUCAAGGGUCUUAAUAACAGAGUCAUGCAGCUUCGUAAGAUUUGUAACCAUCCUUAUGUGUUCGAAGAAGUUGAGAAUAUCAUUAAUCCUACUCGUGGCAACAAUGAUAACUUGUGGAGAGUAGCAGGUAAAUUUGAACUGUUGGACAGAAUUUUCCCGAAAUUUGUUAAGACCGAUCACAGAGUAUUGAUGUUCUUUCAAAUGACGCAGAUUAUGGAUAUCAUGGAAGAUUACUUGAGACUUCGAGGCAUUCAAUAUCUUCGUUUGGAUGGUAGUACCAAGGCAGAUGAGCGUUCCGAACUGCUCAAGUUGUUUAAUGCACCCGAUUCCCCAUACUUUUGUUUCUUGUUGAGUACCAGAGCAGGUGGUCUGGGUCUUAAUUUGCAGACUGCUGAUACGGUUAUCAUCUAUGAUACAGAUUGGAAUCCUCACCAGGAUUUACAAGCUCAGGAUCGUGCACACCGUAUUGGACAGACCAAGGAAGUGCGUAUUUUACGAUUGAUCACCGAAGACUCUGUUGAAGAAGCGAUUCUUGGAAGAGCACAUUCGAAGCUUGAAAUUGACGGAAAGGUCAUUCAGGCUGGUAAAUUCGAUAACAAGUCGACAUCAGAAGAGCAAGAGGCGUUCUUACGAUCAUUGCUAGAAGCAGAAGAACAGCGUCGUGAGCAGAAAGAUGAAGACGACGAAAUGGAUGAUGACGAGCUUAACGAGAUCUUGGCUCGAAGUGAGGAAGAACGUGAGUUGUUCAACAAAAUGGAUGCCGAACGAAAUGCUACUAGCGAGUAUGGCAAGGACAAAGAGCGUGAUCGAUUGUAUGGAUAUGAUGAACUUCCCGAGGAGUAUCAACAAGAUGUCACUCAAUAUUUGGAACCUGCAAAGGAGAAGAAUUUGGGCAGAGGAGCUCGUGAAAGAAAGACUGUUUACUAUGACGACGGUCUUACCGAGGAGCAAUGGCUUGAUGCUGUUGAUACCGAUGCUGCUGCUCUUGAAGAGGCUAUUGCCAAGAAAAGAGCUCGUAUGGAGCGUAGGCAAGAACGCAAGAGUAGAUUGGCAGCUGGACUUCCUCUUGAGGAUGAGACUUCAGCUGCUGAUGACGACGAUGACGACAAGGUGAAAUCUAAUGGAGCCAGUCGUAAAAGAAAGCGUAGUCGUAGUGUUAAGGAUAAUUCUAGCGAGCCUGAAGACGCCGAUGAGGAGCAGGUAAACAAUGAUUUUGAUAAUGAUGACGAUGAUGAAGCUGAACAAAGUCGACAGACUAAGAAGUCCAAUACUCGUAACGGCGAUAGUCGAAGAGUAUCAACAAAACUCAAUGGAGCAGGUGCUGACCCACUAGCACCUAAACAACGAGCUGCACUUACCAAAGCCAGUUUAGAGCUUGUUGAAGUUAUCACGUCAUCAGUCGAAGACGAAUCAGGACGAGACAGGUCGGCCAUUUUUGCAGAAUUACCACCUAAGUCCAUUUAUCCUGACUACUAUGUCCUUAUCCAAGAGCCCAUUGCAUUGAACAUCAUCCGCAAGAACAUUCGGAACAAAGUGUAUAAAACACUUGAAGAGGUCAAAUCCAGUUUCGAUCUCAUGUUUGCAAACGCUCGUACUUACAACGAACCAGGAUCGUUCGUGUAUGAAGAUGCCGAUGUCCUGGAUAAUCUUAUUUCAGAAAAGUACGCCGAACUCAAGCCGAGUCUCGACAAAGUGCUUGACAGCGACAGCUCUAGUUCAGCCGUUAAUGGUGGUGUCAAAGAAGAAGAGCAUGAAAACGGCUCGGUCAAAACAUCCAUGCCUACCCUGAAAAUCAAACUUUCAAAAGGUCGUGAAGACGAGUAG
Molecule: messenger RNA, 4074 nt
Organism: Sugiyamaella lignohabitans
Lineage: Eukaryota; Fungi; Ascomycota; Dipodascomycetes; Dipodascales; Trichomonascaceae
Gene: STH1
Product: RSC chromatin remodeling complex ATPase subunit STH1
Exons: 2
Coding region: 1-4074 (1357 amino acids)
Biological process (GO): positive regulation of transcription by RNA polymerase II
Cellular component (GO): nucleus
Molecular function (GO): ATP-dependent chromatin remodeler activity; histone binding; ATP binding
Source: RefSeq, a predicted model, not a curated record